AAUUCGUACAUGGUAUUAGAUACAGUGUCCUACCAAAUUCUACAUUCCAUUACAGUAGCUGCUAAAAUUACACUCACUGCCCUUCACUCACUUCCCCCCAUCCAUAAGUACUCCUCUUCCCUCCACUCCUUCUUCCUCACCAUCUCUCUGUCUUCUUUCCAGUUUAUGACAGUGAAAUUGGAAAAAUGGGGUUUUUAAGUGUGGUUUGCAUUUCCUUUCUUGUCUUGUCUCUGUCACUGUUAGUAUCAGUGGAAGGUAGAAUCCCGGGGGUUUACACCGGCGGUUCGUGGGAGAAUGCUCAUGCGACGUUUUACGGUGGCAGUGACGCCUCCGGCACUAUGGGUGGGGCGUGUGGGUAUGGGAAUUUGUACAGUCAAGGGUACGGGGUGAACAAUGGGGCUUUGAGCACGGCUCUGUUCAACAAUGGCCUCAGCUGUGGAGCCUGCUUUGAGAUCAAGUGUGAUAAGGAUAAGUCGUGCUUUCCCGGCAGCCCGUCUAUCUUCAUUACGGCCACCAAUUUCUGCCCUCCUAACUAUGCUUUGCCCAACGACAAUGGCGGCUGGUGCAACCCGCCCCGCUCGCAUUUUGACCUCGCCAUGCCCAUGUUCCUCAAGAUCGCCGAGUAUAGAGCCGGAAUUGUCCCCGUCGUUUACCGCCGAGUGCCGUGCAAGAAGAGAGGCGGAAUCCGGUUCACAAUCAACGGCCACCAAUACUUCAACCUGAUUUUGAUCACCAACGUGGGCGGAGCAGGGGACAUCGUGAGGGCGAGCGUGAAGGGGUCAAAAACCGGGUGGAUGGAGUUGAGCCGGAACUGGGGACAAAACUGGCAAACAAACGCCGAAUUGAUUGGCCAAUCGCUCUCCUUCCGCGUGAGAGGCAGCGACCGCCGCUCCUCCACCUCCUGGAACAUCGCCCCCUCCAACUGGAACUUCGGCCAAACCUUCGUCGGAAAAAACUUCCGAGUCUGAACUCGCAAUAAUAAUAUUCCAAAUUUCCCGCCAUCUAAUAUUCGGUACAACUACAAGUAGCCACAGACCUUUUGGCCUCUUUUACGUCUUCUUCUUCUUCGUAUGUUUGGCUGUCGUGUUUUAGUGGGCGUUGGGGACUGUGAAAGCUGAAAAUUUGCUUGGUCGGAUGGUAACUUUUAGACCAUUUUAUUAAGUGUAUUUAGACCCAACAGAGCAGCUGAAGUGACUGCACAAGAAUGUAGCCCGCAGCUGUUCGUAUUUACAGGGAAUCAACUAGUUUUAGUACUACAAUUAUAUAUUAAUAUAAAUAUGACUGUGUUGUUUACUAA
Ipomoea nil (Japanese morning glory) is the source of this 1297-nucleotide messenger RNA. Its product is annotated as expansin-A4-like. NCBI's taxonomy places the organism in Eukaryota, Viridiplantae, Streptophyta, Magnoliopsida, Solanales, Convolvulaceae. The record is from RefSeq and is a predicted model, not a curated record. The coding region runs from base 186 to 968 and encodes 260 amino acids. The transcript is spliced from 3 exons. Gene Ontology annotation, biological process: plant-type cell wall organization. Gene Ontology annotation, cellular component: extracellular region.